UUCAGUGGUUCAGUGGUUCAGUGGUUCAGCGUUGACCCCCAGACAGGCCCUGGAGCCGCUGAGCGCCAUGGCGGCCGCGGAGUGCCCCGGCAAGGCCGCCCAGUACCGGGUGGACCACCUGCUCAGCGCCGUGGAGAGCGAGCUGCAGGCCGGCAGCGAGAAGGGCGACCCCACCGAGAGGGAGCUCAAGGUGUCGCUGGACGAAAACGCGCUGUGGCAGAAGUUUAAGGACCUCACCAAUGAGAUGAUAGUCACAAAGAACGGCAGGCGCAUGUUCCCGGUCCUGAAAGUGAACGUGUCUGGUUUGGACCCCAACGCCAUGUACUCGUUUCUGCUGGACUUCACGUCGGCGGACAACCACCGGUGGAAGUACGUGAACGGGGAGUGGGUUCCCGGGGGUAAGCCCGAGCCGCAGACCCCCAGCUGCGUCUACAUCCACCCCGACUCCCCCAACUUCGGGGCGCACUGGAUGAAGGCGCCCGUCUCCUUCAGCAAAGUCAAACUCACCAACAAGCUGAACGGCGGAGGCCAGAUCAUGUUAAACUCCCUGCACAAGUACGAGCCACGGAUCCACAUCGUGCGUGUUGGAGGCCCGCGGAGGAUGAUCACCAGCCAUUCCUUCCCAGAAACACAGUUUAUUGCUGUAACAGCAUAUCAAAACGAGGAGAUAACAGCUCUGAAAAUAAAGUAUAAUCCAUUCGCAAAGGCCUUUCUGGACGCAAAGGAGAGGACUGACACCAAAGACACACGGGAAGAUGGCAAUGAAAACCACCAGUCUGGUUACUCUCAAUUAGGGAGCUGGUUCAUCCCGGGCACAGGCGCCCUCUGCUCUCCCGCCAGUCCUCACAGCCAGUUUGGGAGUCCCAUCUCUCUCUCACCAUCCCACGGCUGCGAGCGUUACUCCACCCUGAGGAACCACCGUUCCACCCCUUACUCCAGCCCAUACGCUCAUCGGACCAACUCACCCAGUUACUCAGAAAACCCGUCACCGUGUCUGUCGAUGCUCCCCAGCCACGAUAACUGGUCGGGUCUUCAAAUGCCGGCGCACUCGGGCAUGAUGCCCAUGGCUCACAACUCCACCUCUGCACCCAGCUCAAGCCAGUACACGAGCCUGUGGUCUGUGAGUAACUCAGCCUUGACCUCAGCAUCCCAGAAUGGGGGGAUAAACAGCUGCCUGGGCUCCCAGUUCCUCCGAGGGUCUGGCAGCCACUAUCCCGGCCUGUCUCACCAUGUCACAGCGCCCCCCUCUGGCUCUCCCAUGUACGACAGCAGCUCAGCCACGGAGGUGCACGACCUCGGGCAGUACGACGACUCCCCGCACGGCCGGCUGCCAUCGUCAGCCUGGACCCCUGUGACUCCCCCGUCCCUCUGAUGAGCAAACGUGUGCAAGCGGAGAGGAUGUCUGAUGUCAUGUGACUGGAAAAUCAGCCACCAGAUUAUAAAUAUAACCCCUUGUUUUGCUCAGUUUGGAUUUAUUCAGGAUGCUUGCAUUACAAGAUUGAUCCACUUUUUGGCAAGUGCUAAUGAGAAGAAGCAGAGGCUUGAAAAAGUGUCUAAAGACAUGCAUUUUUCUUUUCUUUUUUCACUUUGAUCUGCUUAUAUUAAGCAAACAUCCACACGGUUCAGAGCAGUUACAAUGGUGUACACCAGGAAAAGGUUUUUACAGUUGUUCAUAGUGUAAAUGAGAAAGCAAGUAAUGUUUAUUAACUGUAAAUAGAUAAAUUAAGCUUUUUGUAUGCAACAUUGCUUUUUGAGAUGGUGUGUUUGAAAAUGAAAGGGAUAUAAAAUGUCAAUGUUCUGCU
Messenger RNA from Cololabis saira (Pacific saury), 1802 nucleotides. RefSeq names its product T-box transcription factor Tb (gene tbxtb). The record is from RefSeq and is a predicted model, not a curated record. Lineage: Eukaryota; Metazoa; Chordata; Actinopteri; Beloniformes; Belonidae. Bases 68 to 1372 code for a protein of 434 amino acids. Gene Ontology annotation, molecular function: DNA-binding transcription factor activity, RNA polymerase II-specific; RNA polymerase II cis-regulatory region sequence-specific DNA binding. Gene Ontology annotation, cellular component: nucleus. Gene Ontology annotation, biological process: somitogenesis; cell fate specification; regulation of transcription by RNA polymerase II. The transcript is spliced from 8 exons.